This is a messenger RNA of Talaromyces atroroseus, 477 nucleotides long. RefSeq lists its product as hypothetical. The transcript has a single exon. Bases 1 to 477 code for a protein of 158 amino acids. Lineage: Eukaryota; Fungi; Ascomycota; Eurotiomycetes; Eurotiales; Trichocomaceae. The record is from RefSeq and is a predicted model, not a curated record.
AUGUCGAACCGUCGUGAAGAUACUCCUGCCUCUUAUUUUUCUCCGACUUCCUGGCCUCAUCCGGAAACCAUUCGUUCACCAUCUUCCAAAUCCGGACGAAUUCCCAUCUCCGAAACAGCAGCAUACUCGUGGCUACGAGUUGAAAAGAUCAUGGAGCUUUCCAUUCAGGUACUGUUUAUGUUCUCACGUCCAUACGGUAUGGGAAUAUCCAUUGUUCGGACGGAAUCUAACACUUAUGUCCCGCAGCAGCCCGAAUCAGAAUCUCUUGAGUAUCCGACAUCGUCCGAGAAUCAAGCUAAUUACCUGACUCGGAUCAAAUCGUCAUCUUCGUCUGUUUCGUCCCUGUCAACAAACGACAACACUAGCAGUGCCCAAGACAGGGCUGUCGGGAAAGCAGAUCCGAAGCCAACGUUGCCAACCAAUCUACUCACCAGUGAGAGAGAACGAGACGAAGAAAGUCAGUUUAGGCAUCGGUAA